GCAAGCCUGCUGUGGAACGAGGCCUGGGGACUUGGCUGCCUCUGGACCAUGAUGGGGUUUAUAAAGUGGUGCUUCGCAGGAAAACUCAAAAAGCUCUCUGGACGCCGGGGGCGGAGCAGAUGGCAGACAAUGUCAGCCACUAACAACAUAGCCCAGGCCCGGAAACUGGUGGAGCAGCUCCGCAUCGAGGCCGGCAUCGAGCGCAUCAAGGUCUCCAAAGCCUCAUCCGAACUCAUGAGUUACUGUGAGCAGCACGCCCGGAGCGACCCCUUGCUGGUUGGAGUUCCUGCUUCCGAGAACCCGUUUAAGGACAAGAAGCCUUGUAUUAUUCUAUAGCUGUGUUCUCUGCGUGCUCGGCUUCUCUCUCUCUGUCUCUCUGUCCUAUCUCUCUCUCUCUCAGGCAGGGCAUCUUUCAGUCCUUAGCUCAAGCAAAACAUCUCAAGCCCCCAGCACUUUUAACCCAACAUAAAUGCGGGAUGCCCGGAUGGGGUAAUAACCAACAAUCCUCUAGGUCUAGAUGGAUCUUCACACCAACAUCACAACCCCCUCAAAGACCCUGCCCAAAGACGGGUGGUGGUCUCACAACCACUUCCGAUUCAGAGCAGCCGAAACGCCCCAGCGACGCGGUAACCGUUUAACGCCCUCCGUUGCCAUUUGAAUUGUGGUCGGGCGGCUGAGCUGGGUGGGGACAAGGGGACAGAGGUGGGGAAUCUGCCCCCGGCUCAGGCUGACCUGGCUGGCCGGCCAUUUCCUCAUAAUUGGCUGUUUACGAAAAGGUUUCCGCCAGGCCGCUGGGAUGUUUUUAAAACGGGCAAAAUUUGGUGGCACAUAGCUACCUUUUCUGGAAAAAAUCUCUCCUCUUUGUUUAAAAAGUUGUUACUCCAGGCUGCUGAAAUCAGCUUGUGAUGGCGGAGCCUGUAGUUAAGCUGCAGCGUGUGAUGUACAGGGCGGUUUAGGGGCUGGGAAGAGGGCAGGGAGGGGAGGGGGACUUUGUCUGUGAAAUGCAGCGCGUGGCGCCAAGCGUCACCCAACCGCGUGGCAGUGUCACCAGCAGCCACGCCGUGGCCCUUGACCUUCCCUCCGAGGCCCCGCCAUCACGGAAUCGGCUUUUCCUCUACUCGCCCCCGGGAGAGUAACUGCUUGAAUCGCCAGCUGUCUUUUGUUUGAAGCACGAGCCCUGGAUGCGGUGGCUCGCGGCUUUGACGGUCUCUGGCGUCUCCGGGGUCCCACUUCUGCGCGCCGCCACGGCCGUGUUACAAACAGAAGCGCCGUCUGGGGUGAUGGUUCCGCCGGGCGGGUCGAGCCGUGCUUGGCUUUGGCGUGGAGAGUUUCUAAACGAUUUGAAAGUAAUCUUUGACGAUGAGAUUCAACGCUGGCACUCGGCUCUCCCCCUUCCUGCUCUCGUCUGGUUGUUGCGCUCUUAAAACCAGCUGCUGCCACGUGGCCCCUGACUCACUGUGACCCCACGUGCGUCAGAGUAGAGCCGCGCUCCGGAGGGUUUUUGAUGGCUGAUUUUUCGGAAAGGCCCCUGGGUGACGCAAACGAUUUGCAUUCAUCUACUAACCUAAAAAUUGGCGUUUCGAACCUCCCCAGUGCUGCUGCAGAAGAAAGGCCUGGUGAUCCACUUCUAGAAAAGAUUAUAGCCAAGAAAACCCUACGGAGCAGUUCUACUCUGUAACACAUGGGGUCGCUGUGAGUUGGAAUCAACUGGAUGGCAAUGAGGUUUUUUUUUAACAGAUCCUUUGCAAGUGGAUCACCAGACCUUUCUCCCGAGGCACCUGUGGGUGAACUCGAACCCCUAACUUUUUGGCGAGCAGUGAGCACGUCCACCGUUCGUACCACCCUGUCUCCCUCGUAGUCCCUGCACAACCCAGAACGUCGGUUCAGGGAAGUGAGAUGUGUUCUGAAUGGAAUCCGCCACUUUCCCACCAGCUCUGGAAAUUUAAGAUGGCGUGGGGUUGGUGGAGGGAGGGGGCCCUUUUAUACAAACGAGUGUUUCCUCUCUGA
Molecule: messenger RNA, 2007 nt
Organism: Trichechus manatus latirostris (Florida manatee)
Lineage: Eukaryota; Metazoa; Chordata; Mammalia; Sirenia; Trichechidae
Gene: GNG7
Product: G protein subunit gamma 7
Exons: 4
Coding region: 49-336 (95 amino acids)
Biological process (GO): G protein-coupled receptor signaling pathway
Cellular component (GO): heterotrimeric G-protein complex
Molecular function (GO): G-protein beta-subunit binding
Source: RefSeq, a predicted model, not a curated record